Messenger RNA from Styela clava, 816 nucleotides. RefSeq names its product trypsin-like. NCBI's taxonomy places the organism in Eukaryota, Metazoa, Chordata, Ascidiacea, Stolidobranchia, Styelidae. Gene Ontology annotation, molecular function: serine-type endopeptidase activity. The record is from RefSeq and is a predicted model, not a curated record. Gene Ontology annotation, biological process: proteolysis.
GUCGACUGCGCGCUUGCUUUUAAUAAUUUUUCGCAAUAGAUCAUUACGUUGCAUUGCAGAAGUAUAGUCAUGAAAAUUUUUGCUGUGUUUAUGUUCUUAAUUUCAGCCACUCAUGCUGACAAGAUUGUUGGGGGGACAGACGCGAGAGGACCAAUCUCAUACCAAGUACGACUCCAGUAUGAGACAGGUAGCAUUCGAUGUGGGGGAACACUUAUCCAUCAAAAUUGGGUUAUGUCUGCUGCCCAUUGUCAAGGAAGACCAAACGAAUGGAGUACUUGGAAGUUAGCAUUUGGUUAUUACGACGGGCUUCAUGAAGGAGUUCAUAUACAUGAAAUAGCAGAUCAAAUUGCCCAUCCAGAAUACAACUCCGGUACUACCGACAAUGACGUUAUGGUACUGAAAACGCACGGAACCGUUUUACUUUCCAAUUCUGUUCAAGUCGCUGCCCUUCCUAUGCACUAUGAAGGACUUGACCUACCUGAAUACGGAUCUCCUUGCAUUGUUAGUGGAUGGGGAACUACCUCAUCAGGAGGAACUGUGUCAAAAUAUCUACAAGAGGUGACCGUAUACGUCGUUCCAAAUGCGGAAUGUAACAUUCCUUACACCGGCUCAAUUACGACUGGAAUGAUGUGCCUUGAAGCUCCCGGAAAAGAUUCGUGUCAGGGAGAUUCUGGCGGCCCAGCUUUAUGUGGCAACACUGUUUCCGGUAUUGUAUCUUGGGGAAUUGGAUGUGCGUUAGACAGAUUUCCUGGGGUAUACACGCGUGUAUCUCGCUACGUGAACUGGAUUGUGGAAAAUACAGAUAUUACAAUGUAG